Molecule: messenger RNA, 989 nt
Organism: Entrophospora candida
Lineage: Eukaryota; Fungi; Glomeromycota; Glomeromycetes; Entrophosporales; Entrophosporaceae
Source: the annotation of a GenBank genome assembly
AGAAUUAUCACAGAAAAAAGCAGGAUGAAUUACAUGCAAAGAUUGAUGUGCUUAAGAAUUGUAUACCAGACUUGCCAGGUUCUGGAAUAAGUAGGUCAAUAGAUAAUCACGAUCUACUUGUCAAAUGUAUUAUUAAUAUGGCCAUGGCAACUACCCGAAAAACCAGAAACCCCAGAACUAAUAACUUUACCUUGAUUUUGGACCUGUUCCUAAAAAAAUAUAACUUGUCCGCCGAAUCCAACCCAUCUCAAUUAUGUGACUAUGCUAGUGAACUUGGUGCUACGCUUCCAGAUUGGAAAGCCCGCAAAAGUGUAAAAGAAGCUCUUCGCCAACACCUAUUCAAAGAAGACCAGAUCAAGGCUCUUGUACCAGAUAAAAGGAAUGAAAAACUUACUAUCAAAGAGAGAGCUCAAUACUGUGUGAAAUCUGGAGAUCCAUAUGAUAUUUGGUUACAUGCUUUAGAUUUAAUCAAGACAAAAAAUGAUAGUGAUGAAGAAAUUGUCACAUCCAGCUCAUGUCUUACAUUAUUUCGUAAGGAAUUGAAAGAAGCUGGAGUUGAUUCUAAAGUAAUUGAUAAAUAUGCUAAAUUUUCAGAUCUUACUCAAGCAUCUAACGAAAUUCAGAAGAAGCAACUUGUACAGCGAUUAACCAAUCCAUUUAAAACUCCUAAUACUCCUAAACACUUCUCCUUAGAGGUGGGACUUAGAAGAAUUCAAAAUAUUGAUACUACUAAAAUUCCAACUAUGUGGGAUCUUGCCAAUGUGAUUAUGAUGUUGAGUAUGAGACCCACUGAAGUUACUACUCUUCAUAUUAUCCAUUGUGAACCUAAUGAAUCAGACCCUCCUGAAUGGUACAAACCCAGUUAUUAUUGGUAUUGUACAGGAUAUGUUAAGAAUAAGGGAGAAAAGAAGGUUGAUCCUGAGCCUCAACAAUUCCUUUCCAUGGAAAAGAAUCAAGAGAAUUGCUUACUUGGAUUCAAGAUGCCAUAG